CUCAAAUCUCUUCAAGAAGGCUGUGGACGUCGGCUCCGUGUUUGUGCUUUCGUGGCGAUGUUGUUGUAGCUUUCUUCAUGAACCUGUCAAAUUUUUAGUUCCAAUUUGAACGGUCGAAAAUGCUGACGAAAUUCGAGACGAAAUCGGCACGAGUGAAAGGCUUGUCCUUUCACCCAAAACGCCCAUGGCUUCUGUCAAGUUUACACAAUGGCAUCAUCCAGCUGUGGGACUACCGCAUGUGCACUCUGCUGGAGAAGUUCGACGAACAUGAUGGCCCAGUGCGAGGCAUCUGCUUCCACUCGCAGCAGCCCCUAUUUGUCUCUGGUGGAGAUGAUUACAAAAUCAAGGUUUGGAACUACAAACAGAAGCGUUGUAUUUUCACGCUGCUUGGUCACUUGGACUACAUCCGCUCAACAGUGUUCCAUCAUGAAUACCCCUGGAUCCUCAGUGCUUCAGAUGACCAAACCAUCAGGAUUUGGAACUGGCAGAGCCGUACUUGCAUUUGUGUGCUCACUGGUCACGCUCACUAUGUGAUGUGCGCUCAGUUCCACCCAUCGGAAGACCUUGUUGUAUCAGCAUCUCUGGACCAGACCGUCCGUGUUUGGGAUAUUUCAGGUAUUGCCAGCCAGUGCAACAGCCAAGGAUUACGCAAGAAGAAUGUUGCCCCUGGGCCCGGUGGUCUUGAAGAGCAUUUGAGGAACCCAAAUGCUACUGAUUUGUUUGGCCAAGCUGAUGCUGUUGUCAAGCAUGUGCUCGAGGGGCACGACCGUGGAGUCAACUGGGUUGCCUUCCACCCUACCCUCCCUCUGAUUGUCUCUGGAGCUGACGACAGACUUAUCAAAAUGUGGAGAAUGAAUGAAGCCAAGGCUUGGCAAGUGGACACAUGCAGAGGCCACUACAACAAUGUGUCCUGUGUACUGUUCCAUCCUCGGCAAGAACUGAUCAUUUCCAAUUCUGAAGACAAGAGCAUCAGAGUGUGGGAUGGGACCAAGAGAUCAUGCCUGCACACAUUCCGAAGGGAGCAUGAGCGUUUCUGGGUGCUGGCUGCUCAUCCGACUCUCAACCUCUUUGCUGCUGGUCAUGAUUCAGGAAUGAUCAUCUUCAAGCUGGAGCGUGAACGUCCUGCCUAUGCAGUCCAUGGCAACUUCCUGUAUUACGUCAAGGAACGUUACUUGCAUCGCCUGGACCUCACAGCCACAAAGGACAUCGUUCUGAUACAACUUCGAGGGGGAGGACGCACUCCAGUGUACAGCAUGUCCUACAAUCCUGCUGAAAAUGCGGUGUUGCUGUGCACUCGCACGGGCAAUGUCGAAACCUCUACUUAUGACUUGUACACAAUUCCCAAAGAAGGUGACAGUCAGAACCCUGAUAAUCCUGACAGUAAGAGAGCCUCUGGCAUUACUGCUAUCUGGGUAGCGCGCAAUCGCUUUGCUGUUCUUGACCGAACACACUCGCUGGUUAUCAAGAAUUUGAAGAAUGAAGUUACCAAGAAGGUGCAAACCCCAGCAUGCGAUGAAAUCUUUUAUGCAGGAACAGGGAUGCUACUUCUCAGAGAUCCAGACUCUAUUACUCUUUUCGAUGUUCAGCAAAAGAGGACUCUGUCUCAAGUGAAAAUCAGCAAAUGCAGGUAUGUUGUGUGGUCUGCCGACAUGUCUCUGGUGGCACUGUUGGCCAAGCACACUGUUCUCAUCUGCUCCCGCCGACUUGAGACCAAGUGCUCCAUUCAUGAAAACACAAGAGUGAAGUCUGGAGCUUGGACAGAUGAUGGUAUUUUCAUUUACACUACAAGCAACCACAUCAAAUAUGCAAUUUCCAAUGGUGACCAUGGUAUCAUUCGUACUUUGGAUAUGCCUAUCUACAUUACUCAAGUGAAAGGAAAUCAAGUGUUUAAUCUUGACCGUGAGUGUAGACCUAGAGUUAUGAAAAUAGAUCCCACUGAGUACAAAUUCAAAUUGGCUCUUAUUAAUCGCAACUACGAUGAGGUCUUGCACAUGGUUCGUAAUGCAAGGCUGCUUGGUCAGUCCAUCAUUGCAUACCUACAGCAGAAGGGCUAUCCUGAAGUGGCUCUGCACUUCGUCAAGGAUGAAAUGACUCGAUUUGGCUUGGCCCUGGAAUGUGGCAAUAUUGAAGUUGCCGUUGAGUCUGCUCGUGCCCUCGAUGACAAGCAUUGCUGGGAAUGUUUAGGCGAGGCUGCUUUACUUCAAGGAAAUCAUCAAGUUGUUGAGAUGUGCUACCAAAGAACUAAGAACUUUGAUAAACUUGCAUUUUUGUAUCUCAUCACUGGAAAUUUGGAAAAACUGCGAAAGAUGACAAAGAUUGCAGAAAUUCGCAAGGACUGCAUGGGUCAGUACCAGGGGGCCCUUUACCUUGGUGACAUUGCUGAGCGUGUCAAGGUUUUGAAGCCAACCCAGCCCUCCUUGGCGUACUUGACUGCUGCAACCCAUGGUCUGAGAGAGGAUGCUGAGCAGCUGCAAGAACAGUUACUGACAGCUGAAAAGAAACUUCCAGACUUUGACUCGGAUGCCACUUUCAUUCGUCCUCCUGUACCUAUUCUACAAGCUGAAUCUAACUGGCCAUUGCUUACUGUCACUAAGGGCUUCUUUGAGGGAGCCAUGACCAACCGCAGCACUGCAGCAGCGAAUGCUGCCCUUGCCGCUGCUCCUAUUGGUGAUGAAGUGGAACCGGAAGGCUGGGACACAGACCCAGAAGUUGAUGAUGGUGAAGGGGAAGAAGGUGCCGGUGAUGCUGGGGCUGGAGGUGGAACGGGUUGGGAUGAAGGUGAUGAUGAUUUGGAACUUCCACCUGAAUUGGAGGAAACCUUGCCAGCUGCUGCAGAAGAGGGCUACUUUGUGGCACCAACCAAAGGAACAUCUCAGUCACAGCUCUGGGUCAACAAUUCACAGUUGGCUGUUGAUCAUAUCCUUGCUGGUUCCUUUGAAUCAGCGUUUAGAUUACUCCACGACCAGGUGGGAGUUGUGAACUUCGAUGCAUAUGAGAGCGUCUUUAUGAGCACAUUCAGUCGUGCUCGCGCGUCAUUCCCAGCAUUCCCGCAGCGAGGCUCUAUCUAUAGGCAUCUGCAACGUAGUUGGGGUGAUUCGGGCCCCAAAGGAGGUCUUCCAGCCAUUGGUUUGAAGCUGAAUGACCUUGUCCAGAGGCUUCAGGUCUGCUAUCAACUUACCACAGGAGGAAAAUUCAUUGAAGCUGUUGAGAAAUUCAGAGCUUUACUUCUGAGCAUUCCCCUUCUAGUUGUUGAUACCAAGCCAGACAUUGUACAAGCCCAACAGCUACUGCAAAUAUGCAGAGAGUAUAUCUUAGGUUUAAUGAUGGAGCUUCUACGUAAAGAUCUUCCUAAAAACUCAUUAGAAGAGCAGAAGAGAAAUUGUGAGAUGGCAGCAUACUUCACUCACUGUAAUCUUCAGCCUGUGCAUCAAAUUCUCACUCUCCGCACAUCUUUGAAAUUAUUCUUCAAACUGAAGAAUUUCAAAACUGCUGGAUCCUUUGCAAGGAGAUUGUUAGAAUUAGGGCCAAGUCCAGACCUCUCCCAACAGGCUAAGAAAUUCUUGCAGGCCUGUGAUAUGAAUCCUGUAGAUGAACACAAGCUCGCUUAUGAUGAACACAAUCCAUUCUCACUGUGUGGUGUUACCUAUAAGCCCAUCUACCGUGGAAAAGCUGAAGAAAAAUGUCCCCUCUGUGGCACUAGUUACUUGCCUCAGUACAAGGGAACCGUUUGCACAGUUUGUACAGUAGCUGAAGUUGGCAAAGACUGUCUAGGACUUCGCAUUUCAACUUUGCAGUUCCGAUAAAAAGUAUUAUAGGCCAUGGCAUUUGCCUUCUGUUUCAUGAAAUCUUUGAUCUAUUUUUGAUCUUCUCGAUCAACUUCAAAGCGCUAUUGUUGUAAUGAAUAUUUUGUUUUAAUGUUAUUUGCUAAUUAAUUAAUUUUUAUCAUGUUUUACUAUGAGUGCGCUAGGGGACACUCAAAAAUAUUAUGUGAAUUCAAGUCGGAAUGAAUAAACUUGUAAGCAUUUGUGA
Thrips palmi is the source of this 4029-nucleotide messenger RNA. It is a transcript of the gene alphaCOP, whose product is annotated as coatomer subunit alpha. Gene Ontology annotation, cellular component: COPI vesicle coat. Gene Ontology annotation, biological process: endoplasmic reticulum to Golgi vesicle-mediated transport; intra-Golgi vesicle-mediated transport; retrograde vesicle-mediated transport, Golgi to endoplasmic reticulum. The record is from RefSeq and is a predicted model, not a curated record. Gene Ontology annotation, molecular function: protein binding; structural molecule activity. The transcript is spliced from 18 exons. NCBI's taxonomy places the organism in Eukaryota, Metazoa, Arthropoda, Insecta, Thysanoptera, Thripidae. The coding region runs from base 120 to 3803 and encodes 1227 amino acids.